Molecule: messenger RNA, 456 nt
Organism: Colletotrichum chrysophilum
Lineage: Eukaryota; Fungi; Ascomycota; Sordariomycetes; Glomerellales; Glomerellaceae
Exons: 4
Coding region: 1-456 (151 amino acids)
Source: RefSeq, a predicted model, not a curated record
AUGGAAAUGACAGAGAAGAUCAUUUCCCCAUCGACUCUCGAAGUAAAGGAUUGGAACAUCAUAAUGAAGAACUGCAACGUCAUGCAUGGCUGGUACACCGAUCCUCAGACUCAUCAGAUCAAAAUGGCCCCAAAACCCGCUUUUAUCUUGAGGAAGGGACUCAACAAUUCCCAGACAACUGACGGCGGUGCCAUCCCGAACUAUUGCGUCAACGACGGCAGCAAAAUCGAUGUGAUUGACGUUGAAGAAGGUGUAAGAGAGUCCAUGGUGCAAAACAGCUUCGCCAAAUCGUCAGUUGAUGCGAAAUUGAACGGCGGCUAUUCCAAAGUGAGCAUUGGCAUGAGUGCAAACACUCUCCUGCAGAUGCAGAAAGGACAAGAGAAGGGGAAGACGAAGUCAAAUAAGACUUUAGUUGGACAGUACAAGACGACCUUGAGCCGACUCCUCAACUUAUGA